GGCAUAAAGAUUGUUAUUAUUGAUUGUGUCAAUUGUUUCUGUUGUAUGGUAAUUUGCAUCGCAUAUUUGGUGCCGCAAUGUAGGUUACCAAAGCAAGUGGCUGCAACUGACAACUACACCAUGGUACACACUCUGUGAACAUGGGACUCAUAUCUGCUGCAGACCAGAUGUUAUGAACAUUUAGCUCUCUUGAAAUAGGAUUGAAUGGAGUUGCAGAUAUUCUAUUUAACAUAAUUAUCAGAAGGAAGAAGGAAUAUAAAAUUGUGAGUUUUAACACUUGAAUAUAGACAUGCAAAACACUUUGUAAGUGAAGAGAUUUAUUGGUAGUUUUAAAAGAAAAAUUAAUAAUUAAAAGAGCAUUAUGUAAAAGUCAUGGGAGCUACGGAAGUAAAUGACAUUUUAUGCAAUAUGCUUUGAAGUCUCUUUUAAAGUUUCUUAGUGCAAGGCAGAUUGUGUGAAUAAUUCGAUGAGAAAUAAUUUGAAGUAUUGAAGUCUUUGAGCGAAAGGAAGCAUAAACAUGGCGUCGGAUGUUGCUCCCUGGAACCUUCUACAGAUUGCUUUCAUCGUGGUGUAUCCUGCAUGGAUGUCGUUCACAAACAUGCCAAACGGCAUGUCCCUCCUUGCUGCUUACCUGUUCCUGAUUGUUCUCUGCGUCCCUCCGGUGUUCAUUCAACUGAAGCUGGGAAACCACCAGCAGAAGGGCAUUGUGGGAUUGCUUUCUACUCAUAUUCCAAUUCUGAAAGGUAUUGGGGUCACCCUGCUGAUCCAACUAUUCCUGAUGUGUGUCUUGUUUGCCCCACUGGUCACUCACUACGGAAUGUACGCGUUCAUUGCGGUUGCCAAGCACCCAUACGUCUGGAGCGGUUGCAACCAUCCCUGGGUGACUCAGUCCUGCAUUGGAGGGGUGGCGGACGUGCAGAUGAAUGUCAAACCUGGUACACCUUACCACAUGUCACCACUAGAUGAGAACAGACCUGUGCCUGCAGAAGCCCAGUUCUUUGACAAGGAGUACCUACAAAUUUCUGCAAACAUUUCUGACGUGCGUGGUUUUCCAGUGUGGAAGUUCUCAGAACAACUAGAAAAAGUCAACUUCCCGGUGUUACCGUUGGCAUUAGCAGCUGUCUGGGUGUUCGUUUUUAUAAGUCUGGCGUUUGGACCUCGUGUCUGUGGAUGGAUUCUGUUCCUACUGGGGCCGGGCUUCCUGUCCCUGAUAUUCACAGUGCUGGGGUAUGGAUACAGUCAGCUGGACUCCAAUGCCACCAACACAUUCCUUGGUAAUCUGUACACGAUGGACAUGUCCCAGUUUCAUAAGCUGCAUGAGGAAAACACUCCUCUGAUUAAGGAUUGGAUAUCAGGAUUUUCACUGGUUGUGAACUCUGUACCAGUCUGGACAGCUAUUUUACCAACCAUGGGCAAGAUGACGGGCAAUGGUCGUCUGAGCAGAAACAUCUCGUGGAUGUUUGUGAUCCUGGUCUACGCAGCCACAUGUCAGAUCCCCCAGCUGGCAAUGGCCCCAUACAUCGGCAACCUGCAGCAGCUGAUCUCCAGUUACAGAUACAACAUCAAAGGUCUGGACGUGAUUUUCACAACUAUGCCAUCUGCAUUUGCACAACUUGGUAUCCCACCGGUGUAUGCCCUUCUGUUUUACCUGUCCAUUUUCCUGGCUGGACUCAUGUUCUUGAUUGUUGCCAUGUUUACGAUACUUGACAACUUGGUGGACGGUCUCGUAGGCUGGAGUGAGAGUUUCCAGGAGCGGCGCGGCUGCAUCAACUUCUGUGCCGCCUUUGCUCUGAUCUCUGUCGGUGUUGGUACAUCCAUACUACACACUACACAGGCGGGCAUGUACUACAUCAUAGUGAUGGACCAGUGUACGAUGAAGCUGCUUUUCCUCACGGUGGCCAUAUAUGGACUCAGCAUGAUCAUCAUAUACGCAAAGCAGAACUUUGGCAUAGCAGAGAGGAUUGUGAUGUCCAUGUGGUGUGGGGUGUCUACACUGAUAACUGCGGCAAUAUUUCUAUACAAGUUUAUUACUGAGCUGGGAGACAUACCAAGAUAUCGUGCAAUGGAAAUCAAAGGUUUGUGGGACCUGGUAUGUUGGGUGUUGGCCAGCGCUCCAUUCCUAGCCAUUCCAGCAGCAAUGAUCCAUGCAUGCCAGCAAGAGACCGGAUCCUGUAGAGAGAAAACCAAGUAUGUGAUGUGUGGUAUAAAGCAGGACCAGUUUGACCCACCAGAAGAGUACGGGUACCGAGCCCCUGACCCUAGCGCCCCACCGUACGGGACCAACCAUGAUGGGCAUACAUACAGCUACACAGACGACGAAUACCCAAUGGAGGACUUGCCCUAUUACAAAACCAACCAGAGAUAAAAACCUCUGGUAUAGUGAUUGUUGGAAAUGGUGAUAUAGACGAUAAAGGCUGGUUGUGGACAGAAUGAAGAGAGAGAUAAUGCAAAUUAAGCAGUUGUGUUUAAUUGUAUGUGAAAGUGUGACAUUUUGUGGAGUGAUUAAGAAAUUUAAGUAAUAAUGAUUAACUUUUUGUAGAAAUAAAGGUGUAAUAAAGGUGAAUACAUGUUUAAAAGCACUUUUUUAAAACAUUUAUCAUUUUACACAUGUAAUAUAUUUCAUUAGUUUUAUAUUACCAUUGUAUUUCAAUGUUUAUCUUAUUGCCAUUGUAAUUGUGCAAUACUCAUUACUUAAAUGUACCUCAACAAUUAUUACAAUAUCAUGGUACUUUAAGAGUUAAAGGCAGAUUUUGUGUGUGAAGUCAAAAGAUAAGAGUUUAGAGCGGCAUGUUUUAUGUACAUGUAUCUGUGACAUUAAACAAUGGCAGUUUGCAUGAUCAUAAUGCCACACAUUGUCAGGACCAAGAUUCACUGAAAUAAGUUAGGUUUCUUGAUUAUUUGUGAUGGCUGAACAAAGUCUAUUGUCAAGAAUAAUAAUUAUUAUAUUUAAAUAGACAUCUCAUUGGUUUCCUGUCCAAUUCUGCAGAAUUUCAACCAAUCAAAGAGUGUCUCAAAACUGUUACAGUUUUGCUUUAUCUAACUGUCUGUUAUCUGUUCACUUCAGUAAUGUUUACCCUAUCCUCCCAAAUGAUUGAAUUGGUCAUUAAGUUGAUCGUCAAUACAGGGAAAUUGUGACAGCCUGUUACCCUUUGGUAAAUACAGUUGUGAAAACUCAAUAUAUAUGGUGGGUUCCAAGCAGGAAUGUCUUUGAGUAAAACAAUUUUUUGGAUUACACGUCCGAAGGAAAAUAAAGUAGUUUGUGUGAAAACAAUGGUUUAUAUAUCAUAUUGUCAUUAUACAUAUUUUCCUAAAAAAUAUAAUAAACCAUAUUGUUGAUGAUGUCAUAAAUAAUUGAAUUAUGCAAGUUUCCACAUUUUUUUAUUCAUAUUAUUUUGUUAUCUUUUUCAAUCACUUAAGUUCAUUGGCAAGUUAAAUGAUUGGUCAGUAUAGGAACAGCAGUUUUGCAAUUUGAUUUGUUUCGAAUUGUAAAUUAAUUUGAUGGAGUUCUGUUGGUAAAAAUUAAAAUGCUGGUAUGAGGAUGUAUAAUUUAAUUUGUUUUAUUUUACUAUUAAGAAUUUCACAUUUUUUAAUUUGUUCGGUUGAAACUUUAUCUAAUAUUUUUGAUAAAUUUUGUUGCAAUUGUAAGUAGAUUUGUUUGAAUUAUAAUUAUAUUGAAACUGUAUUUUGAAUUUUUGUUUUAAUGGUAUGAAUUGUUAUUGCUAUUUCAAUGCAUAGCAUUGUUAUUAUGAAAGUUGUAAGUUACAUAACACAUUACCUUCAUAAACAUUAAGAUUUACAUCUAACACUUUCUAAAAUCAUGUAAGUUAUCUAUCAAUAACUGAUAAUUCUGUCUCAGUAUCAUAACAGUGUGUUGUUAUUAAACUUUUAUAAAAUAUUAUUCAUGUACAUACAUUUAUAUUGUAAUAUUGUUAUUUUUUCUCUAGCGUUUUAUCAUCCCUUUAAGGAAAAACAAAUGUCUUCAGAUCUCAUGCUUAAUUGUAUAUUUACAAUCAUUCUGCACAUUUUAUCCAUUGUAUUCAUACAGGCGUGACGUAACCGCUUUUGUCUUGCCUCUCAGCUAGAGCCAUUUCUACAAAAUGAGCAUACACUUAGAUAUAGCCUGCAUAAAUUAAGGAAAUCGUCUUCAAAUAAUCAAUAAUGUUUUGUACAUAAUUUAUAAAAUGUAAUUAACUGAUUAAAAAAUUUAUAUAUUGAUUUCCAAUGAACAUUACAGAACAAUGCUUCCCUGCAUGUUUUCUCAAUAUAGAAAGUUGUUUGUAUUGUUGGAAUUUCGGCAAUUUUGAAAAAAAAUCAUAUGGCAGUCAGUUAACCAACUUAUUUUUUUCUUGAGUUUGCUGGUUUACCGGUACUAAGUACUCAUACUUAUUAAUGUUCAUUUAUGCUAAUUUACCAUACGUUUUAAUCUUAAGAUGAGAUGUUGCAACACAUUGUAUAAUUUAAAAAAAAGACUCCCAACGUAAACAAUUGAUUGCAGAAGAGGGUAAACAACUUUACCCAGAAAAAAAGGUCCAAGGAACCAAGAAAUGUUUGUUUAAAUGAACACUGUAUUCUUAUUUUGUUUUUUGUAUAUCAAUAAUGUUGUAGUCUUUAUCAAAUACAUGGAAAAUCAUAAUACUCUGCACUUUUUUUUUAAAAGUGUCAAACAAAUAGCUAGUGGUAAACCCAAAUAAUGCUUGUUUUAGAUAUCACCUUUAGCUGAGGUGUUUGAUUUACUCAUGAUUUGCCAAUAUUAUUAUUUUUAGCACGUUUGUUAACAGUAUUGUGAAUAACUCAUUGUGCAAUUUAUGUUAUUCAAUAUGUUGAUACAUCACUUAUAUGUAGCUUUGUUUUGUAAAACAUUGUUUGUUAUUUUAUUUUGUUCUAUAUCUUUUAAAUUCCCCUUGGACAUAAUGUUUGCAAAUGCACCUUGUAUUAUCACUGCAAAAAUAGCUUAUGUGGAAGUAAGUAUGCACUUUAAUUAAUAGCAUAAACACUAAGUAUAUGUAAGAAUGGCCAGUGUUUGUUUUUUUCAUACACAUUGUAAAAUAUAUCAAUUGAAGGUUGUAUUUGAUAUUGUUAUCAAAUUUCCAAAAAAAUGUAGACGUCAUAUAAUAUUGAGCAAAUCGAAUAUAUGCAUGUGUUAUGAUAUCGUUGUUAAUAUUCAUUCAUAUCGUAUGACAUCCUUACACAGUGGUGUUGACAUAUUCUUGUGAUCAUUUUAUUUUUGGGGGAGCAUAUAGUCGCCGCUUCGUCUGUCUGUGUGUUCGUCCGCCCGUGCACAAUUUUUGUCCGGGCUAUUUCUCAGCAACUAAUGACCGAAAUUCAAUGAAACUUUAUGGGAAGCUUCACUACCAAGAGGAGAUGUGCAUAUUAUCAGCGGGUUCUGGUCGGAUGAUUUUUCACAGAGUUAUGGCCCUUUGAAAUUUCCCAUUAACUGUACAUAUAGUGCAAUUCUUGUCCGGGCUAUUUCUCGGCAACUAAUGACCAGAAUUCAAUGAAACUUUAUGGGAAGCUUCACUACCAAGAGGAGAUGUGCCUAUUAUCAGCGGGUUCUGGUCGGAUGAUUUUUCACAGAGUUAUGGCCCUUUGAAAUUUUCUAUAAAAAAAUUCUUGUCCCCCCCCAACUACUGUGCCCUCAAGACGUUUCCUUUUAUCUGAAUAUAUAGUGCAAUAUUGUGACAAUAAAACCUUUGGGGAGCAUCACCCGUCUCCGAAGGUUUCUUGUUGUUAAUGUAUUAGCUAAAGGCACAGUUUUAAUUUCCUUGUCAUUGUACUAGUUAAAGAAACAGCUUAUAGAUUUAAUGUCAUUGUCAGUGUAUGAGUUUAUAGGAGCAGUUGGCAGUUAAUGUAAUGAUUUGUAGAACUGUUAGUGUUAUGAACAUGUAUCCAACAUGUAUUACUGUUUGGAAAAACACUCCUUUUCUACUAUAUGAAGAAGGUAGUAAAUACAAACAAACAAACAAACAAAAUUAUUUUGCAAACGAAUACUAUACAAUGAUUACGAACCCGUCAUAAACGUACUGAAUUUGAAUGUGAGGAACUACAACUUAGAAUAAAAUUUCAUACUGCCAAACACUGUGAAAAGCUGCCCUUUUUAGUAUGGGACAUUGCACAGGGUGGAAUGCAUAUAUGCAUUCUCCUGUUACGAAUCUGAACAACUAAAUAAACAUGUAUUGUUUUAUGGCACGAAGUUAUAUAAAUUUAACUCUUACUGUGUAAAUGCAAUUGUAUGUACAUGUGUGUACUGAUUAAAUUCUAGUCCCCAAA
Dreissena polymorpha is the source of this 6267-nucleotide messenger RNA. RefSeq names its product sodium- and chloride-dependent glycine transporter 1-like. NCBI's taxonomy places the organism in Eukaryota, Metazoa, Mollusca, Bivalvia, Myida, Dreissenidae. Gene Ontology annotation, cellular component: membrane. Bases 518 to 2365 code for a protein of 615 amino acids. The record is from RefSeq and is a predicted model, not a curated record. The transcript is spliced from 16 exons. Gene Ontology annotation, biological process: sodium ion transmembrane transport.